Messenger RNA from Nelumbo nucifera (sacred lotus), 2053 nucleotides. Its product is annotated as alpha-terpineol synthase, chloroplastic-like. Gene Ontology annotation, molecular function: magnesium ion binding; terpene synthase activity. Gene Ontology annotation, biological process: diterpenoid biosynthetic process. The record is from RefSeq and is a predicted model, not a curated record. Lineage: Eukaryota; Viridiplantae; Streptophyta; Magnoliopsida; Proteales; Nelumbonaceae.
UUGGAACUCGGGACAUAAAAACCAAAACCUCACGACCUCAUCACAGGCAGGAGCUUUAGAGCUAAUAAAAAUGGCUCUUAAACUCAACGUUAUGACCCCUCCUUCCUUCGCACAAUUGGGAUCAACUAGCACUAGAUAUGUCGUAGCAAGGACUACUCCAAGCAGCCACCGACCGACUUGGCGCAUUAGAUGUGUCGCCAACGUUCAAACCCAGGAGGAUUCAGAGGCCGCUAGGAAAGCCGGAACAUACACACCCACCAUCUGGGACUACGACUUCGUGGAGUCAUUAAAGAGUGACUAUGCGAGUGAGACAUAUGCAACACGAGCCGACAAGCUAAAACAAGAUGUAAGGAGUAGGCUCGUUGUGACAGUGGAUCCAUUGGCUCGCCUCAAGCUCAUCGAUGUCUUGGAAAGGCUUGGGGUUGGCUAUCUCUUUGAGAAGGAGAUCCAAGAAGCUCUACAAGCUGUCUACAGUGAGAGCAGUAAGCAGAUCAUGAAGGAGGACUUGUAUGCGACGGCCCUCCAUUUUAGGAUCCUUAGACAACAUGGCCACGAGGUUCCCCAAGACGUAUUUAAUGAGUUCAUAGAUGAGAAAGGCAAAUUCAAGGAAAGCCUAUCCCAAGAUGUUCAGGGAUUGCUGAGCUUGUACGAAGCCUCGUACCUCGGUGCAGAAGGUGAGAGCAUAUUGGAUGAGGCGAGAGAGUUCACGAAAGGGCAUCUCAAACAUCUCAAGGAGAAUGUAGACUCACGUCUCGCCAAACAACUGAGUCAUGCCUUGGAGAUCCCCUUGCAAUGGAGGAUGCUUAGGCCAGAAAAUAGGUGGUUUAUUGAAGUUUAUGAGGAGCAAGAGGAUAUGGAUCCUACUGUGCUUGAAUUGGCUAAGCUGGAUUUCAACAUGGUGCAAGCAGUACACCAAAGAGAUUUAAGAACUGCCUCAAGGUGGUGGAGAAAUCUUGGUUUAGCACAGAAGCUGAGCUUCGCCAGAGAUCGAUUGGUGGAGAGUUUCUUGUGGAGUGCUGGGGUUACCUAUGAACCCCAGUAUCGACGUUGCAGGAAUUGGCUUACCAAAGUCAUGAAAUUUGUGCUGGUAUUAGACGAUAUCUACGAUGUCUACGGUUCUUUGGAGGAGUUGGAGAUCUUUACUGAUGCUGUUGAGAGGUGGGAUACGGCAGCAAUGGCACAACUUCCAGACUACAUGAAGAUGUCCUUCUUGGCUCUUUUCAACACCACCAAUGAAAUGGCCUACGAAAUUCUCAAAGAACAGGGCUGGGACAUCCUACCAUAUUUGAGAAAAGCGUGGGCAGGUUUUAUUAAAGCGAUGUUCCAGGAGGCAAAAUGGUACCACAAGAAUUCCACACCUCCGGUUGAAGAUUAUUUGAAGAAUGGAUGGGUUUCAUCAUCUGGAACUGUGUUUCUAGUCCACGCGUUUUUUGCAACUGGACAGGAGAUCAACAAGGAUGUGCUCGACUACUUGGAGAAUACCCCAGAUCUUAUUUAUGGUCCAUCCAUGAUUUUUAGACUUUCAAACGAUCUUGCAACUUCAUCAGCGGAGCUUGAGAGAGGUGACGUUUCAUCGUCAAUCCACUGUUACAUGGUACAACACAAUGCUUCAGAGCAAGUGGCUCGGGAAUACAUUAGAGGUCUAACGCUAGACGUUUGGAAGAAGAUGAACAAAUCUAUCAGCAAUUCUCCUUUCUCGCUCCAAUUCGUUAACUUCUGUCUAAAUCUCGCCCGGACAUCUCUUUGCAUUUACCAAUACGGAGAUGGGCUGGGAGCUGAAAGCAACAAAAGCAAGGACCAUGUCUUGUCGUUGAUAAUCCAACCUCUUGGGAUUGAAAGCCACAAAGCACCUGUAAAUGGUAGUUUUCUUUCAGUCUCGUAGUUGUGUGCUUCAACACAGUUCUGUCCUGUUGUACUCGCCACAUAUAUAGAACCUAGCUUGAGCUACAUGAACUCAAGAUCUCCCCAUAUAAAUGUAAGCUAAAUGUUUACGGUAAAGCAAUUAAUCAAUAGUUUGACGGCAAUUACUGAAGUUAUUUAUACAUUACUAUCA